CCACUUCCGUCCAGAAUCCGAAGAUUUCGGUCUGUACCGGAAGUGCAUGGGCUGCCGAUGUGGUGUCUACUGUCUGCAGUUCCAGUAGUCGCCCUUGUUUCCGUGGUAUUUGCUUCGCACCAUGGCGCCCAAAGGCAAAGUGGGUACAAGAGGGAAAAAGCAGAUAUUUGAAGAGAACAAAGAAACUCUCAAGUUUUACCUCCGGAUCAUACUGGGAGCCAAUGCCAUUUACUGCCUUGUGACCUUGGUUUUCUUCUAUUCAUCUGCCUCAUUCUGGGCCUGGAUGGCCCUGGGCUUCAGUUUGGCAGUGUAUGGGGCCAGCUACCACUCUAUGAGCUCGAUGGCUCGGGCAUCCUUCUCUGAGGAUGGGGCCUUGAUGGAUGGUGGCAUGGACCUCAACAUGGAGCAGGGCAUGGCAGAGCACCUUAAGGAUGUGAUCCUACUGACAGCCAUUGUUCAGGUGCUCAGCUGCUUCUCCCUCUACAUCUGGUCCUUCUGGCUUCUGGCUCCAGGCCGGGCCCUUUACCUCUUGUGGGUAAACGUGCUGGGCCCCUGGUUCACAGCAGACGGUGGCGCCCCAGCACCAGAACUCAAUGAAAAACGACAACGCCGACAGGAGCGGCGGCAGAUGAAAAGGUUAUAGUGUCCUUACUGUGGCCAUAGGCUGCUGGGCGCUGGCUGGCUCUGUUAGGCUGGGUGGCCCCAUGCCUGGAGCAGUGAGGGGCCUAGUUUAAGGGCCAAAAGCAGCCUGAAUUAUUGGAUUACUGAAUAAAUAGUUUUGAAUGUGGCUAA
Messenger RNA from Grammomys surdaster, 792 nucleotides. It is a transcript of the gene Tmem208, whose product is annotated as transmembrane protein 208. Gene Ontology annotation, biological process: vacuolar protein processing. NCBI's taxonomy places the organism in Eukaryota, Metazoa, Chordata, Mammalia, Rodentia, Muridae. The record is from RefSeq and is a predicted model, not a curated record. Gene Ontology annotation, cellular component: intracellular membrane-bounded organelle. The coding region runs from base 122 to 643 and encodes 173 amino acids. The transcript is spliced from 6 exons.